Molecule: messenger RNA, 3857 nt
Organism: Danio rerio (zebrafish)
Lineage: Eukaryota; Metazoa; Chordata; Actinopteri; Cypriniformes; Danionidae
Source: RefSeq, a predicted model, not a curated record
UAUUUUGUCAAAUACUGUUUUUUUUCUUUUUUAUCUAAGUAGUAUGCAGUUUCAGAUGAAGCCAGUUGAUGUUUCUGAAUUAUAUACUUAGUUUGUGAUCAAAUGUGAUCAGAGUAGUAUGAACCAAUCCUAGUAGGUCUGUUUACAAAACACAAGCAUGUAUUCAAUGGACACUAUACUCAUUCACAUACCCAUAUUCAUCUUAAUUAUAAAUUAUUAAUAUUAUUUGUAGUGUCAUCAUGUCAUUUUCAUCCUCUUAUCAGGGGCCGGGUCGUGGGGGCAGCAGUCUUAGAAGAGAACUCCAGACUGCGCUUUCCUCAGAUACUUCCUCCAGCUCCUCCGGGGAGAGGGGCGUUCCCAAGCCAGCCGAAAGACAUGCCAAGGGUCUUCCCAGAGGCCUGCUCCCGGUGAGACAUGUCUGGAACACCUUCCUAGGUAGGCGUCCUAGAGGCAUCAGAAACAGAUGCCAGAUCCACCUCAGCUGACUUCUCUCAAUGUGGAGGAGCAGCAGCUACUCCGAGCUUCUCCCGUGGACAGAUCUCCUCACCCAAAUAAUCACUUAAUUAAUUAAAUAAUGUUUUAUUUCCACAUCUGAAAAUAAUAAUAAUAAAAAAAACGUGUUAUACAAAAAUAAAACCAAUUCACCUGCAUUAUGUUUGCCUAAGCUAUUUCGGAUUCACUCUUGAGGGGUUCAACUGUUCAGAAGAAUCGAUUCUGAGAAAUGAUUCCUUUCAGCCUUCGUAAGGCAUUACUCACGCUCACAUUAAUGCUGGGGAGGAGGAGGAGGAGGUGGUGUUGGGUGUCACUUUUUCAAGUCAGUGCGACGCACACAAAACCACCAGCGGUUCACCAGAGAAGAAUUACCGGAGAAGUCUACAUGAUUUUCGAGAAAUCACAAUCGGAAAUCCUCGUGCCUGAAGGAACCACUGAGAAGGAGAAGAAGCACAAACUGAGCUAACACAGCCAAAGCCGAAUGUGUAGAAUAAGGAAGAGGAAUAUUCGUCUGUUGACUGUUUGUUGACACUCGUGAGGAGUUGUCGGGAUCUCUUACGUCCAGACAUGGGGAGACGGAGAUUUCUUUCCUGAUUCUGCGGUCUCUCGCGUAAGCGAUUCCUACGUAAAUGGACACGAUGUUGCUGGCUUCCGCCGUGGUGGUCUGGGAAUGGCUGAACGAGCACGGGCGCUGGCGGCCCUACAGCCCGGCCGUGUCUCACCACAUCGAGGAGGUGAUAAGAAGCGAUCCCCGCGGCGGCAGCGUCGUCCUAGGCCAAGCUGACAGCCGCCUGUCGCCCUACAUCAUUGAUCUCCAGUCCAUGCAUCAGUUCAGACAGGACACCGGUACGUUAAGACCAGUCCGAAGGAGUUUCUAUGACCCCACCUCAGCACCAGGCCAAGGCUGGAUAUGGGAGUGGGAAAAUGACACCGGAUCCUGGAUAACUUAUGACAUGGAGGUGAGCAUUGCAUUGCAAGCAGCAUGGGACCGACACCAGCCCUGGCUAGACAUGACAUCGAUGGGCUUUUGCUACUUCGUGGACUUCAAAACUAUGAUCCAGUUUAACAGGCAAACACAGCGGCAGAGGCGCAUCCAGAGACGCUCAGACAUGGUUUAUCCACUAGUCUCUGGGCCUCUGCCAAAAAACUCACAGGCUUGGGGUUCUGCCCUGGGUGCUGGAGGCAUUGCUAAAGGGGUUAUAUCUGGUGCGGGGUCAACAGGGGCUCUUCUUGGAGUAGGCGUUUCUGGUUCUACCCUCAGCCGUAAAGGAAGUGCAGUUUACCCAAGCGGGACACUUUCAGUAUCGUCGCUUGCUCCUCUUGGACAGCCAUGUGCCUGCCAGCAGUGCAUGCUGGUGUUGAGUGUAAAAUCCAAUGGCACCUCAUCACAGACUCUAGGACGUGCAACAAAGCCAAACAGUCCUAAAUCCAACUUUGGGACACUUUCAUCCUCUUCCGCGUCCAUGUCUGUUUUGAACUCUUAUUCUCAAACGCUUCCACAUGGCACGUCACUAAAGUCUUCACCCUCAGAAGAAGCUAAGAAUUUUGAUCAGUCGUUGUCCCUUCUAACAUCGGGCACUGCCAGUCUCUCAGUUUCGUCUAGCCGGCCAAGGCUUCCAUCUUUACCUCCACCUCCAAAUCUGCCAUCACUGAAUCAGCAGCCCCCAUCUGCCUCAGGCUCAUCGUCCUCAGCUUCAUUUGUGCCAACUGCCGUUCUGGUGAACACCUCAACCAACCCCACAUCAUCCACAGUUUUGACGUCAUCCACAACAACCCUGCCCUCUCAACGCUCCACUGCCUGUGCUGCUCCUCUACCACCUCGUGCCAGUCUGGCAGGGCUUAGUCGGCCUGCUUUGCAGAGAAUUGCCAUGGCACAGUCACGGGCUCUUAUUGCUUCUGGUGUGCCAACGGUACCAGUGAAGAAUCUUAAUGGCUCCAGCCCUGUCCAACCGGCUUUAGCUGGUAUUACUGGUAUUCUGAUGAGUGCAGCGGGACUACCUGUAUGUUUGACUCGUCCUCCAAAACUAGUUCUACAUCCCCCACCUGUCAGCAAGAGUGACAUAAGACCCAUUCCUGGCAUUGGGCACUGUUGCCGCAAGACCACCAAAAAACAAGCCCGAAAAGGUAAAACCCCAGAGGAAGUGGUAAAAAGGUACUUGCAGAAGGUCAGGAGUCCACCAGAAGAAGACUGUACUAUCUGUAUGGAGGCUCUAGGGGGCCCAUCGGGCUAUAAGGGUCCGGGUGUAGCAAGUGUUUCACGUGCAGAGUCAGUCGGACGACUGGCACAAUGUGGGCAUCUGUAUCACCUGCAGUGUUUAGUGGCCAUGUACAACAAUGGCAACAAAGAUGGCAGCCUGCAGUGUCCCACAUGCAAAACUAUAUAUGGAGUAAAGACAGGCAACCAGCCAGCCGGUAAAAUGGAGUACCAUGUCAUCCCGCACUCGCUUCCGGGACACCCAGACUGCAAAACCAUUCGCAUCAUCUACAACAUACCGCCCGGGAUACAGGGUCCUGAGCAUCCAAACCCAGCGAAACCUUUCACUGCAAGAGGAUUUCCCAGACAUUGUUAUCUUCCAGAUAAUGAAAAAGGACGCAAGGUGUUAAGGCUGUUGUUGGUGGCCUGGGAUCGACGGCUGAUCUUCUCUGUGGGAACCUCUAGCACCACCGGAGAAUCGGACACUGUCAUCUGGAACGAGAUCCAUCACAAGACAGAAUUUGGCUCCAAUCUCACUGGACAUGGUUACCCAGAUUCUGGUUAUCUUGACCAUGUGCUGGAGGAGCUUAAAGCCCAGGGGAUCACUGAAGAUGAGGAACAGCUCCUGUGAGGAGGACGGGGUGUACUCAAAGGUCAAUGAUGGUACUAGAGCAGAGGUGGCCAAGAUCGUUCUUGGAGACCCCACAGUCCUAAAGAGUUUUGAUCCAAUCCUAAUUAAGGCAUAGUUCACCCAAAAAUGACAAUUCUGUCAACAUUUACUCACCUUUCAAUUGUUCCUAACCUUUUAUGAGUUUCUUUUUUCUAUUAAACACAAAAUUAGGUCAUUUAAAAUAAGCUAAAAACAUGUUAUCACUGACUUCCAUUGUAGGAAAAACAAAUACUAUGGAAGUCGAUGAUUACAGAUUUUGCUUGUUAAGUCGUGAGUCGUGACGUAUGAAAUACUGUUUCCGGGUCCAAGCCGCUACUCAUUUGAACUUAGAAAAUAUUCGUUGAUGACCACGUUUUAGUCCCAUCACACAAUUAAGUGAAUUUUAUAUAAAAUCAUGAUGUACACAACAGUCACUGGCCCUGCUGCAUCACAGACACCAAUAUUUUAACAAUUUAUAAAAAAUGUGUCACUUUCUGACCAUCGGAUAUUAGGCAUGGAUAU